CUAAUAAUACUGAUUAUGAAUAUUUAUUAUAAAUAUAAAUUCGAUAUCACUAUCCUAAGUGGCAUCAGUGCAUUAGCCAAAGAAAGAGGCCAAACAUUAAUUAAAUUAGAAGUUGAUGGAUCUUAUAUAUCCGAUAAAUCCAUAUCUGAUAUCUCAAAGAGUUGUAAAAAACUUGAAAUUCUAUUAUUUCAUACGGCAUGUAAAUUGACUGAUGUAGCUUUGGAAUAUAUUCAGAAUGUAAAGACUCUGAAACACCUAAAAUUUGCUAGGUGCAAAAAAUUUACCGAAAUUGGCUUUCUCAGCUUUUUCGACUCAAAUCAUAUGGAUCGGCUGGAGGCCAUUGACUUUUCGGAAUGCAAAGCUUUUACCGAUCUUGUCGCCGAGCGGAUGAGUUUUAAGCACAAUGAAAGAUUGAAAAAAUUAUACUUGAGUUUCUGUUGGGAAAUGAGCGAUGAUGGAUUUCAAUUUAUUCUCAAUAAUUGCCCGAAUCUCGAAUUGUUAGAACUGGCGGGCCUCAAUCGUUUGUCCUGGUUACACGUUCCCGAUAUACCUGUAAAAUUGCCAAAAUUGAAAUAUCUUGACUUGAGGCAAUGCAACACAUGGAUUGACGAUGACAUUGUCAAGAUAGUGCACAAGAUGCCAAAUUUGAUGGUAAUAAACUUUUUAGGAUACGAAGUAUAUCAAAAACCUGGUAUCGGAAUAAUCCAUAGCCCUUGCCGAUUUUGUGAAUAAAAUUUAUAUUUUUAAAUUUAAAUAUUCGAAUUGAUAAUAAUACAUAAUAUUUAUAACUAGCAAAAAUAAAAUUUUAAAUAAUAAUUUCAUUUAAAUAUAUAUAUAUGAUAUAGAAGAU
Messenger RNA from Gordionus sp. m RMFG-2023, 850 nucleotides. Its product is annotated as F-box/LRR-repeat protein 2-like. The record is from RefSeq and is a predicted model, not a curated record. Gene Ontology annotation, cellular component: SCF ubiquitin ligase complex. Lineage: Eukaryota; Metazoa; Nematomorpha; Gordioida; Chordodea; Parachordodidae. The coding region runs from base 16 to 732 and encodes 238 amino acids. The transcript has 5 exons. Gene Ontology annotation, biological process: SCF-dependent proteasomal ubiquitin-dependent protein catabolic process.